Messenger RNA from Nasonia vitripennis (jewel wasp), 1337 nucleotides. Its product is annotated as COX assembly mitochondrial protein homolog. Gene Ontology annotation, cellular component: mitochondrion. Bases 427 to 834 code for a protein of 135 amino acids. The transcript has 4 exons. The record is from RefSeq and is a predicted model, not a curated record. Lineage: Eukaryota; Metazoa; Arthropoda; Insecta; Hymenoptera; Pteromalidae.
CUUAUCCGUAUUUUCGACUACGGAAAACAGACGCAGCUGAGCAUCCCUUCGAAAAGCAACGCUGACAGCCUCAAAUCUGCAAACUCACGAACAAAGUGUAGGUAAGUUGUGGACUGAACUUAUUUCUGAAUUCCAAGCCAGCCAAGUACUUCCACCAGAGGGCGAUGAAACAAGGUCACGUGAUAUACGCCGACACGCCGUAUUGUUGACGCAAUUUACCGAUUUACGGUAAUAACUUAAUAAUAGAUCAGUACCAAGCUCAACCACUACAGGUCGUUAUAGUUGUCCUAUAUAUAUAUGUGCGUGUGUGUGUGUACAGAUCAGCAAGUUUAGCCGUACUUUUGUCCGAAUACUAUAUCAGAAUCUAUAAACUUUUUGAGUGUAUGACCGAUAAAAUAGAAAAAAAAAAACGAUUUUGAAUAAACAAUGGCCGAUGAGGAGCAGAAAACACAAGAAAAAGUGAAAUAUACAGUGUUGAGUAAAAAACUUGGAGGAGGUCCACAUGGAUUAGGAGAUCCUGAUGAUCUUUCUAUGAGGAAAGUAGAAAAAGACAUACUGGUAGCUAAAGUUGUACGAGAUAGAACAAGAGAUGAGAAAUGUGUACCAGAAGUUGCAGCUUUCAAUGAAUGUUGCAAAGAGAGUAAAUAUUUAAUGGUGUUCACAUGUCGAAAACAAAAUGCUGAAUUAAAAGAAUGUUUAACUCGCUGGUACAAGGAUGAAGAUUUUUGGGAAGAAUGCAAGCAGCAAUAUUUGAAAGAAAGAUCAGAUUUUCGGAGAACUGGAGAGCCUAAGAAAAUUAGAGACUUUAAAGCUCGUAUUGGAAAUAUGUUUUAAAUAUAUUUAUAUAUACAUGAUAGUAGCUUUUAAGUAUGUUAUGCAAAACUGUAAUUUACUUUUCAUAAAAAAACUAUAAAUAACGAUGUACAUACAAAGAAUUUGAUUUGUUAAUUUUACAUACAUAAUCAUCUUUUAUACAUGCAUUUAAUUAUAUUUUAAGAUGAAUAGUCACUUUCGUAGUAUUCAUCAUAUUCACAAGAUGCAUCACAUGUAUAUCCAUCGUUAGAUCCUGUUUCUUGGGUGAUUUUCCAUCUUCUCCAUAAAACUUCUCUAACUGUAAAUUGAGAAAGAACAUCUGGAGAUGUUGGAACUAUGUCUAUUGGAACUGUUGAAGGCCAUAGUACUUGAGCAAUAAGUACUUCCUACAAAGCAUAAUAUCCAUUAUAAAAAACAAUAGAUCACAAUGUGAUAAACUUUCGUACUGAUAUUGCAUUAUAAUGUAUACCUUUUUAACAGUUUCUGCUAGUCUUUCUAAUCCAAUAAAUUUAUUCCAUGUCAUA